GAGUCUAUUUUAUGGAAGGAAGUGACGGCAUCGGACAGCGAUGCCGCCUCGUUUCUGCCUCCCGGCUUCCUGGCGUGGUUUCUUCGAGAAUGAGAGUGAGGGUUAAUGAGAAAAUGACAGGCCUGCAGCCAAACUAAGGCGUUUACUGCAAAAAAAGAUCUUGGGCCAUGAGCUGAUGCCCCUCCAGCGCACCUUCAUUUCCAAGGCUUCUUCGUUUCCAGGAUGGCCGCCAAGCUGGCCCAGCGCUGGUUCCGUCUCUACAGGGUCUCCUCUCCAUUGUGCCUCCAGGCCAGCGCCGGUUCCGCUAGAAUCCAAGUGGCGAGAGUCUCAUCCCAGCUGCCGCUCGCCUUAGUGACCACCUGUAGCGGCUCAGUGCCGGCAGACAAGCCCUCUGUCAAGGAGCCGCCUAGGACGCCCCCGGAGCUCAGCCCUCUGGAUCACAUCAUCGGCAAGACCCCCACGGCCGAGGAACUCUUGCGCUUAGUGGACCUUUACCCCAUCAAUGGAAACCAGGCCGCCCUGAUUAUAACGCGGCUCUCCCGGAUGGUGACCGAGAAGAAACUGGACCCUGGGAGCUUUAUGGAAGACGCCCGCUUUCAGCAGCUGCUUCAGACCGUGCACACGCAGGUGUCUCGGGUGUGGAACGCCGCCUUGGCCAACCUCCUGCGCAGCCUCUACCUGCUGGGCCUGGACCGGAGCCGGAAGGAGCUGUUGUCUGUGGAGCAGGAGGUGCGCUGGCGUCUGCGGAGGCUGACCUUCCGGCACUUGGCCGCUCUGGCCGAACAGGUGGCCGCCGGGGGCGUGGAAGGAGGGCAGCGCGUGCUGCUGAGCGACCUAGUCAAGCAGCUGGAGCUGCGCUGGACGGAGAUCGAGGACACCAGGACUGUGGUGGCCCUGAUGGGCAAAGUGGGGGCGCUCUCCCCCGUCCUGAUGGAGCGCCUGGAGGACAAGGGCCUGGAGAUGGCCGAGCAGUUCACUCCGGAGGAUACCCGGAAGGUGGCCCUGGCCCUGGCACUCCAGAACCGCCGCUCCGUCCCGCUGCUCCGGGCCUUGUCCUACCACUUGGUCCAGAAGCAUUUCGCCCUCAGCCCUGCCGUCCUCCUUGACCUGGCCUUUGCCUAUGGGAAGCUGAAUUUCCACCAGACGCAGGUGUUCCAGAAGAUCGCCUGCGACCUCCAGCCUCGCAUCCCUGAGCUCUCUCCCACAGAUGUGGUGCGCUGCGUCAAGUCCUUUGCUUACCUCAAGUGGCUCAACCUGCCCCUCUUUGAGGCCGUUGCGCAGUACGUCGUGGACAACGCAGGCAAAAUCACCCCGGUCCAGCUGAGCAACGUCAUCCUCGCUUUCGCUCGCUUGAAUUUCCAGCCGAGCAGCAGAGAGGCCUUCUAUAAAGUGGUCCACGGAGGGCUGGACGACUGCCUGGACGACCUGGAGCCCCACCUGCUGCUGGACCUGGUCUGGUCGCUCUGUGUGCUGGAGCAAGCCCAGGCCGCCCACCUGCGGAAGGUGCUGGAGCCCGCCUUUCGUGCUCGCUUCCUAGGUGACCGGUCCCCAAAAGGCCGGAACUACCAGCUGAAGCUGCUGCACAUCAAUGCCACGGCCCGCCUGGAGCGCCCCGACUACGAGGGGCCCUUCCUGCCGAUGGAAGAGGGGGCCCCGCAGGUCAAGGAGCUGCAUGGGGAGCGGAAGGCCAGCCCUUUGCAGAGCGGCCUCCGGGAAGCGCUGAGAAACGUGGCCGGAGAGGAAGGGAAGGUGCGCUUCGAGGUGGACACCCCCUGGGGAUGGCAGCUGGAGGCCGAGAUGGUCCUUGACGGCGACAACCGGCCUUUGCCUUUGGCAGAUUUCCCUGCUGCUCCUCCUCUGCCCAAAUCGGGGGCACCCAAGCCUCUUCUUUCGGGGGUCAAGCGGCUGGCCUUCCUGACCUGGGAGUUCCCCAACUUCAGCAACCGGAGCAAAGACCUGCUGGGGCGCUUCGCCAUGGCCAGGAGGCACAUCCAGGCCGCCGGCUUCGUGCCCGUUGACGUCCCUUAUUACGAAUGGCUGGACUUGAAGUCGGAGUGGCAGAAGGCAGCCUUCCUGCGGGACAAGAUGAGCAAGGCGGUGGCCGAAGAGAUGGCCAAGUGACCAUCCGAGGGAAGAAGCCAACGGGAGUUCUGACCCCAGGAUGCGUCCUGUGUGCAUCUCUGGGCAUGCCUUUCUCGCGGUGUAUAUACAUGUGGAUUACGAAUAAAUGUACAGCCGUGA
This is a messenger RNA of Anolis sagrei ordinatus, 2241 nucleotides long. It is a transcript of the gene FASTKD4, whose product is annotated as transforming growth factor beta regulator 4. Lineage: Eukaryota; Metazoa; Chordata; Lepidosauria; Squamata; Anolidae. Gene Ontology annotation, molecular function: RNA binding. Gene Ontology annotation, biological process: regulation of mitochondrial mRNA stability; mitochondrial RNA processing. The record is from RefSeq and is a predicted model, not a curated record. Gene Ontology annotation, cellular component: ribonucleoprotein granule; mitochondrial matrix.